CCGUGCGUCAGGCGCGUCGUUUCCCGCAUCGACCAGCGUGGUGCGCCCGGCUCCCACCGCUCUUCCGAGCUCCCCUCCCUGUAUUUCUACCCCCGCCCGGCGCUUCCUCUGUUUCCCACCCCUCCUGAGCGCCGCCACUGUUGCAUCUGAAGAGCUACAGGCCACGUCGGCUUCCCCUGCUCUCCGAUCACUCUGGCCUGCCCCGCCCCCGCCUCGCCGCCGGCUGGCGCAUCAACCAACGCGCGGCCACAGGAGGGAGCAGGCACCGUUUCUGUCUCCAGUUUUCUCCUCCGGACGGGCUCUCCCAUAGACAACGGCUAAGUAACUGCGACACCUGUUCCUCGUGCCUACUCUCUCGGCAACGUUUUCGUAAGUUCGUUGAGGUGUCAAAGAAUUGCCUGCCGUGUGACUGUCCGGGAUGGCCAAGAUCAGCUGCUUCUCUGGUCUGCUCGGCGGCAAGAGGAAGACAUCAAAGGUUAGGAGCAAGGUCGCUUACGGCAAGAAGACUAAUGGCAACGACUGUCCGAAAGUGAAGCCGGUGGAGUUCAUGGGCAUGGCGGACACUGUCGACGUCAGCAAAGGCGGUGGUAACGCCCCAGCAUGCGUCACCAAGGUUGUGGUUCAUGCAGCCGCCGAGUUGGCACGCCAUGGCCGUGACGAGAACGACGACAUGGCCUCAAUUAAGAGGGACUCAUAUGACGCCGACCUCGUCGCCGGCGCCGACUCGUCAGGUUACAACAGUGAUGACACCAACAAGAAUGCUAAGAGCGCCGAACCGGACGCUGGUGAGUCCUCCAGCGUUGGCCGCAUGGCGCCGAUCGCUUCACCAAAGCUGAUGCGCUCGUGCUCCAACAUCGAGACGGCGAGGUCUGUCCCGAAAGGGUUCGAUCUGCCGGCGAAGUCACGCUCCUAUGACGACCUAAAGACCUUGCCUUCCGGAAGGUUGACUACCCCCAGCGGCGAGCCGGACGCGAGCCCGACGGCGUCCGUGAAGACGUCAUGCUCCGCUGACCGCGUCAUGCUGAAGAAGCGGUCGUCCAGACAGGUGCUCCCGUCCCGGAGCCGGAAGCUGUGGUGGCGGCUGUUCCUGUGGAGCCACCGCAACCUUCACCGGGCGGGCGCGAGCGCGACCAUGCCAACGUUGCCAUCGGCAGGCACAGACGGUGCGCCCUACCAUGACGACGGUUACACGUCGGACACGCUGGACGCAGUCACCGCGGCCACCGCGGAUGCCAAGAACAAGGAGGUCGCAGUGGACGAGGAGCCGAUCCCGAACCAGUGGGUCGCGUUCUCCGCCGAGGCCUCGUCGCUUGACCGUAUCAGCGCGUGGGUGAACAGCCUCGGGAACGUCUCCUUCCACGCCGUCCACGAGGAUGUCACGGAGCACGACGACGGCGCGGCUCGCCCGCAAUGCUCUGAGAUCGUGGAGUCGUCGACGGCGCGCAAGAACCAAGGCCGAGAGAAGCGGCGCUUGGCGGAGGAGUCCGUCCAGGCCGGCAGCAUCAUACAAACGCUCAACAAGCUGUCGUCCGUGGCGCACAUCUCCAGCAUGGGGCUCAAAGUCGUCCCUAUGAUCGCAGCGUUCUCCAGCCUCCGGGCAGUCAAUCUGUCUGGCAACUUCAUUGUUCACAUCUCCCCUGGAUCGUUGCCCAAAGGCCUGCACUCGCUCGAUCUGUCGAGGAACAAGAUUGCCAGCAUCGAGGGGCUACGGGAACUGACGAGGCUCCGCGUGCUCGACCUCAGCUACAACCGGAUCUCACGGAUCGGACAUGGUCUGUCAAGCUGCACGGCGAUCAGGGAGUUCUACCUCGCCGGGAACAAGAUCAGCGACGUCGAGGGCCUCCACCGCCUGCUGAAGCUCGCCGUCCUGGACCUGAGCUUCAACAAGAUCACCACGGCCAAGUCCCUGGGCCAGCUCGUGGCCAACUACAGCUCCCUGAGGGCGCUCAACCUGCUCGGCAACCCGGUGCAGGCCAACUUCGGCGACGACACGCUCCGAAAGGCCGUGUCGGGUCUCCUCCCGCGGCUAGAGUACCUGAACAAGCAGCCCGUGAAGCCGCAGCGCGCGCGGGAGGUGGCCAAGGACAGCGUCGCCCAGGCGGCGCUGGGGAACAGCGGGUGGGGCUCCCGCAGGCGGGUGUCGCGGCGGGUGAGCCAGAGCCCCGGGUCGUCGGUGAAGAGCCGGGGCAGAGACGGGAGCAGCAGCCGCAGGGGCAGCAGGAGCAGGUCCAAGACCAGGCCCCAGAGCUCGAGCCUUGCAAGGAGGUGAGGCAACUGUGUCAUAUUGACACGGGAAGGUGUUGAACUGGAGGGAAAACAACGCCAUGUGUUUAAACUGCCAUGCUGUGAGAUAAAUAAUGGGCAUUACUGGAUGAAAUUUGAUGGAAAGAAACUUGCAAAGAGGUGCAUUUGAAGCA
Molecule: messenger RNA, 2417 nt
Organism: Phragmites australis (common reed)
Lineage: Eukaryota; Viridiplantae; Streptophyta; Magnoliopsida; Poales; Poaceae
Exons: 5
Coding region: 419-2269 (616 amino acids)
Cellular component (GO): cytoplasm
Molecular function (GO): protein kinase binding
Source: RefSeq, a predicted model, not a curated record